UCCUCCCAAUUUUUCCAGCGCGCCGCUCAAAGAGCUGCCUGGGAAGGAGAGCGGGAAGCGGACAGACAGGCCGGGGGCUGCCCCUGCCGGUCUUGCUCGGUCACCAUUACAUUCGGCCUCGCAGGAGAGCUUUGUGUUGUCCUCCUCCCCACCCCGCGUUGGUAUCUGACAGAGUCACUCACACCAGCCUCCAGCCAGCCAGCAGCAAGGGAGAGGAAAAGGAGGCGGCGGCCAAGGCGGCCCCGGCUCCUGGUUACUCUCUGGCUUACUCAUUGCUGGGAGGUGGGGGAGGGCGCACCUCGUGGUAGUGGCGGGGGAGGCAGCCGCUGCUUGCCUCACUCCGGCAAGCACAAGUUAAAGAACAAAGACAGGAGAAGCAGAGCGGGAGCCGCUCUCAAUUUACUUUUAUCAGCUCCAGCGGAGGCCGGAGAGCGCUGGCCAUUCAACCCUCUAAAAACAACGGCCGGGAAGUGAUUCUCCUCUCCCCUUGCAUUUUCCCUUAAGUUUCUUUUUACUUCCCCCCUUCCCCCAUUUCUGAAUAAAAGGAAUCUUCCAGGAUUGGGUAGAAGUUGUUUUCGGGCACCAAGAUGAAAAGUAAAAAAAAUGUUGCAAUAUCAGGCAGUGAGACAGAGGAUGAUGACAGCAUGGAUGUCCCGCUGGAUCUUUCCUCUUCUGCCAGCUCAGUCAAGAGAAGGAGACGAGGUAACCUGCCCAAGGAAUCGGUGCAGAUUCUUCGGGACUGGCUAUAUGAGCACCGCUUCAAUGCGUAUCCUUCAGAGCAAGAAAAAGCACUACUGUCAAGACAGACACACCUUUCUACACUACAGGUCUGCAACUGGUUUAUCAAUGCACGCCGCAGACUUUUACCUGACAUGCUGAGGAAGGAUGGGAAGGACCCAAAUCAGUUCACUAUCUCACGAAGAGGGACCAAGAUGGCUGAUGGCAGCCCGGUGGAAUUCUCCAUUGGCACAAAAACCUGCAUUCCACUGAUCGAGAGCUCAUUCCUCUCUAGUAGCACAAGACCAAGCAAGCCUUCUUCCCCAGGAUCUCUUUUGGCUCGGCCAUCAGUAAUUUGCCACACCACGGUAACUGCACUGAAAGAGGCUCCUUUCUAUUUGGGCCAACCAGGAGGUACUGGUCAGACCCCAGAUGACCUUCAGCGGGCCUCGCCUACUAACUUCACAGACAACUCUCGUAUAUACCAUGAGGAUGUGUCUAAGCUGGGACCUAGUACAAAUGCACAGAGUGGGCUUUUCAACACUCCUCCACCAACUCCUCCAGACCUCAACCAGGAUUUUAGUGGAUUUCGUCUCCUGGUGGAUGUUGCACUCAAACGGGCAGCAGAGAUGGAAUUGCAGGCAAAACUCAUGAUAUAAAACAUUCUUCACAUUGUUCCCCAUGGCAGGGAUAUAAUAGAAAGAUGUGACAAUUGUCUAUACGAUAUCAAAGACUAUCUGCAUUUUUAAAAACUAUUCUUAUUUGCACAAGGGAUUGCUGAAAUGAAGCUUCCUGUCACUGAAAUGGUCUUCAGUGGAUUAUGGUCAUUCCAAGAAUUAUAAACUUAAAAACUACUGUAGAAAUGAAAGGGGUUUCUUUUCUUUUCUUUUUUAAACAAAUGUUUCUUAGUAGGGGUUUUUUCAUAAUGUGAGAUGGUUCCCAAGAUCAUGUGAUUUUGUUUUGUUUUUAUUUUCAUUGUUUUUUUUCAGACUGUGCAAUAUUUAGAAACAAGAUUAGUCUUCAUAUCAUUCCCAUGUGGAACAAAAUAUACAAACAGGCUGUCUUAAAACAAAUUCUAGAUAUUAAAACAAGGUUGAAUUUGAAUGAUUAUGAUUUUUCAUGAUGUAAUAAAAUAUUUUCUUUAA
Rhineura floridana is the source of this 1862-nucleotide messenger RNA. It is a transcript of the gene TGIF1, whose product is annotated as TGFB induced factor homeobox 1. The record is from RefSeq and is a predicted model, not a curated record. The transcript has 3 exons. Gene Ontology annotation, biological process: regulation of transcription by RNA polymerase II. Gene Ontology annotation, molecular function: DNA-binding transcription factor activity, RNA polymerase II-specific; RNA polymerase II cis-regulatory region sequence-specific DNA binding. The coding region runs from base 588 to 1376 and encodes 262 amino acids. NCBI's taxonomy places the organism in Eukaryota, Metazoa, Chordata, Lepidosauria, Squamata, Rhineuridae.